Messenger RNA from Zootoca vivipara (common lizard), 5702 nucleotides. RefSeq lists its product as uncharacterized. The record is from RefSeq and is a predicted model, not a curated record. Gene Ontology annotation, molecular function: RNA polymerase II cis-regulatory region sequence-specific DNA binding; DNA-binding transcription factor activity, RNA polymerase II-specific. Lineage: Eukaryota; Metazoa; Chordata; Lepidosauria; Squamata; Lacertidae. Gene Ontology annotation, biological process: regulation of transcription by RNA polymerase II.
UAUGCUGUGAACAACAACAACAACAAUUUAUUAUUUAUACCCCGCCUAUCUGGCUGGGCUUCCCCAGCCACUCUGGGCGGCUUCCAACACCAGAGCCUGCAAUAAACCCAGAUGCCAACUUUGCUGCCACAUGCACUCGGACAACACCAUUACUGGCCCCAACAACAUCAAACAUACCAUCUCAGGACUAUCUAAUUGCUCGUCUUCUAACAUUGUGUAUGCCAUCAAAUGCCAACAGUGCCCUUCAGCUCUCUAUAUUGGACAAACAGGCCAAACCCUACGCCAAAGGAUAAAUGGACAUAAAUCUGACAUCAGGAAUCACAAGACAGAGAAACCAGUAGGAGAACACUUCAAUCUCCCAGGACAUUAUAUAAUAAUUAUUAUUAUUAUUAUUAUUAUUAUUAUUAUUAUUAAUACCCCGCUCAUCUCUAUACAAGAUCUCAAAGUAGCUGUCUUAUUACAAAAGAAUUUCAGAAAUAGACUGGAAAGAGAAGUUGCUGAACUGCAACUCAUUACCAAACUUGGAACCAUGGAGAGACCUGGCCUGAACAAAGACAUUGGAUUCCUAUCUCAUUAUACAGUACAGUACAUGAUAAAGCUAUCUUUAGCCAUCUCACCCCUUGCUUUUUCCUGUAAGACAAAUUGCAGCCGUUAACAGUCAUCAACGAGUUUCCACACCUAUCAGAAAAAACACCCAUUCCCACCACCCUCCUGAGAAUAAUCCCACCCCACCCUCCCACUAUAUAUAAGGGUCUGGUGACUUCUGUUUCAGUGUAUCUGAAGAAGUGUGCAUGCACACAAAAUCUCAUACCAAUGACAAACAUAGUUGGUCUCUAAGGUGCUAUUGGAAGGAUUUUUUAAAUUUUGUUUCGACUAUGUCAGACCAACACGGCUACCUACCUGUAAAUGGUUUGCCAACUUCCACCCCUGCCUCUGCUCCUGUGCUCUUUGCAGCAGACUGACACAAAUAAAUGAAGCCGGGGGAUGGGGAGGAGGAUAUUUCCCAUAGCUGUCAAGUUCUCCCUUUUCUCGCGAGGAAGCCUAUUCAGCAUAAGGGAAUUUCCCUUAAAAAAAGGGGAGAACUUGACAGCUAUGCCUCCAUCCUUUUUUUUUCUCUUCGUGUCCGGAAAAAUUGUGGGAAGUGAGUGGCAGAGUAGAGGGAGAAAUGCAGGGUCUGAUAGGACCUUUCGUUGCUCCCCUCGCGCGGCCGCUGUUUCCGGGGGGUUUGUUUUUCCUGAAACACUCGAAAGGGUUAAACUCGGGAUCUUCCAGGGAGCAAUGCAGAAACGUGAAAAGCGGGUGGGGGUGUCAGUGGGGACCCCCGUCCCCUCCCAAAAGAAACCCCACUUCCUCUUCUUCCCUUGCAGGGAUUUUUGCUUUUGAAUGGCUGCGGGAGAGGAAGAGUUUCCCUAUCGUGCAAACCAGGGCACCACCCAGGGCUGUGAUCAGGACACAGCUGCCUGUGAUCCCCAAGCCCGGCCCAUCCUGUCUACAAAACCAGAGGGUCAAGUCAAUCGGCUUAGACCAGGGAUCACCCCCACUUGGGUGGUCACCUCUGCUUGGUCUGGAGCAGAAAAUGGAGCAACCAAACUCUGCAAGUCCAGAACUAGAAGGGAGACCGGAAGCAGGAGGGGACCCACCCGAAGGCAUGAAGGGGAAUCCGGAGUGGUCAGGAGAAGAAGCGUGGAAGGGGUUGCACCGUCCUGAGGAGUUCUUGAGGGCGUGGGGGAACCCAGUUCCUCUGGAAGACACACAACGGGACAACGUCCGAGCUUUCCUCUCCUCUUUUGAGCAAAUCGCCGAAGCCUGCCAAUGGCCCAGAGGAGAAUGGGUGGGCCGGCUCCGGCCUGCGCUGAGCAGCUCUGCUGAACAGGCUUUGGGUAGACUGGAAGCCGCUGACAGGGAGGAUUAUGGGAAAGUGAAGGCCGCUGUCUUGCGGGAGGAUGCUGUGAGGAUGGAGGCGCAGCGCCGGGACUUCAGGCAGUUCUGCUACCAGAAGGCCGGAGACCCGCAGAGGGUUUAUAGGCAGCUGCGGGAGCUGUGCCACCGGUGGCUGAAGCCGAAGAGACGCACCAAGGAGCAGAUCGUGGACCUGCUGAUCCUGGAGCAGUACCUGGCCAUCCUUCCUCCUGAGCUGCAAAGCUGGGUCAGGGAAGAGGGGCCAGAGAGCUGCGCCCAAGCCGUGGCCCUGGCAGAGGAUUUCCUGACCAGCCGUCGGAAAGCUGAGACGUGGAAGUGGCAGGUGCCAUCGCAGGGGACAGCCACCAGGCCCCUUGAGACAGAUGAGGCUUCGCCAGCCAACUCCCAGAGACAAAGUUACAUGGACACCACAGCACUGAAAUGCGACGGGGACAUGGUUUUUCUGGCCAAUGGAACGAUGCCCCCAAUUCACCCCUGUUCCUUGCUUCCUCCUGAGGGACUGGAAAUGGCCGAAGCUGGGCUGACUGAGGGCCCAGCGAGCACCAAGGAGAAGGAGGAGGCAUUCCUGACACAGCCAGGCCAGAGGACGAUGUUCUGGCAAGUCAAAGAGGAGAAUUGCGGCAUUGUGGGCUCUCUGGAGGGGCUUCUGAUUCCCAAACUGGAUCUUUCCUUCCAGUCAGAAAAAGGGGAAAAUAUGUUCUCGCAGGAACCAGAACCAGAACCAGGUAAAAGGAGAGAGAUCAAGAUGGAGAAUUCCCACCAAGGGGAAGCUGUGCCAGAGGGAAUGUCCCAGGGGAACGUUCCUUUUUUAGCUGAGAUUGCAGAGCAAAAGGGUGAGUCCAAAGGAGACCAUGAAACAAAUGAAUUCAGCAAUCUCCCAGAAGUUCCCUUUAGUGAAAACACAACACAGUUUGGAGUGGAAAAGCCCUUCUCCAAUCAUGGGAGGAACAACCAGGACAGUUUGGGUCUCGGUACGCUAAAUGCAGAAGAAGGUCCUUAUGAAUGCCCCGUGCGUGGGGAGAGCUUCCAGCGAGGAUCUGCCCUGGCUGAACACCAGAGGAGGCACUUGCAAGAGGAAGCAUAUGAAUGGUCUGAGGGCGAGAAGCCCUUUCCCCAGCGAGAGAUCUGGGUGAGCCAUCAGAGCGGCCUCAUGGAAGAGAAACCAUACGAGUGUCCCGAGUGCGGGAAGAGGUUCAGUUACAGAGCAACGCUGAUGCGGCAUCGAAGGAUCCACACCGAAGAGAAACCGCACAAGUGCUCCCACUGUGGGAAAAGCUUCAGCCAGAGGACCAACUUGGUGAGUCACCUGCGAAUCCACACCGGAGAGAGGCCAUAUCAAUGCUCCCAGUGCGGGAAAGGCUUCCGGUGGCAACUCCAUUUGAAGAGGCACCAGAAGAUCCACACGGGAGAGAAGCCUCACGAAUGCCCGGACUGCGGGAAAAGCUUUUCCCGGAGAGAUACGUUACUCAAUCACCGGAGGACCCACACAGGGGAGAAGCCGUACGAGUGCCCAGAUUGUGGGAGAAACUUCAACCACCCAUGCAACUUAAUUGAACAUCAGAAGAUGCACACAGGGGAGAAACCGCACGAAUGUCCCGAGUGUGGAAAAAACUUCUCCCGGCGGGAUACACUGAUCAAGCAUCAGAGAACUGACACGGGAGAGAAGCCUUAUGAAUGCCCCGAGUGUGGGAAAAGUUUCCAUCAUCCUUGUCGGUUGACGGACCAUCAGAAGAUCCACACAGGAGAGAAGCCUCACAAAUGCCCUGAGUGCGGGAAGAACUUUUCUCGGCGAGAUACGCUGAUCAAACACCAAAGGACCCACGUGGAGGAGAAGCCUUAUGAAUGCCCCGAGUGUGGGAAAAGCUUCAUUCAGAAGAAGGCAUUCAUCAGACAUCAGAUAAUUCAUUUAGGGAAUACGUCCAGCUAAUAUUUUUGAAAAGUGCCACAUUUAAAAUAAGAAGAUACCAUUUUCUGUUCAACUCUUAUGAUGCCAUCUUGGUUUUGUGGUUGUAACAUUGUCUGUAUCAUUCAGCUGCAUGUUCCUCUCUGGGGCUCUAAAUGAGGUCUUGUUCUGAGUGUGACUGUGAAUAUAUAAACUUGUUGGACUCCUUAUUAAUUGCUUUUGACCUAACAUAGGAAUUAGCAUUAUCCAGAGGACACCCCAUUUGAUGCCCCCGAUAGACAGAAUCCAGCCUGUAAAUAAGGAACAUUAAUGCAUCCACUUGAAACACAUUGAACUGGGCAGAAGCUCCACACAAUGCAAUAAGAUUUAUUUCUGACAACGUGUGGAGAUGGCGAGGCUGUAUUUGCAGAGGGCAUUUGAAGCUGACGCCCUGUUCAGAUUCUUUUUCAUUUUCUUCCCAUCUAAGGUCUCCAGAGCAAGGAGCUAUUCUGACUGAUGUGGGUGGAGGGAGUUCAUUUUCUAGUCCUCUAUUAAUCCAAUGAUGCAUGCAUUUUAAAAGCUGCAUGAGGUAUUGUGGGGAGAGAAAGGUUUUGUGGAAUUGCAGAGUAGUGAGGGAUCCCGAGGGUCUUCUAGUCCGAUCCCCUGCAGUACAAAAAACCUUUGCCGCACGUGGGGCUCAAACCCACAACCCUGGGAUUAAGAGUCUCGUGCUCUGCCAAAUCAGACAUCUCAAAAGGAAAACAAGAUUGAAGGUGAGGAAAAGAUUAUUUAUUGCAACUGUUAAAAGUGUGUCUCUUUAAUAAGAAGUAAGCUGCAGAGGGAAUUCUGGGGAAAGAAAGAAAAAUACAGUACAAAGCAACAGCGACCCAUUUUUGUUUUGUUGUUUCUGCUGAUUUUGACUGGAAUGAAUCCUCUCAAAGGUCCCCUUGAAAAACUGCCCAAUGUGCUCUUGGCGGGUAAAUGUUUUUUAUAUCAGUCACUCUGGUCUGGAGAGAAACUCCUGCUGGGCCUGAGAGGCAGAUUUAGUCUCCUCAUGAGAUGCUGGGGUGGGUUUUAAUAUCAUUCAGAUCAAAGUAAGGGAGGAGGGUCUCUCCAGAGAACGAGGCUCCUGAGAACGUGUAGAGUUCAGCUCCUGAGUCAGCAUCAGAAAAAGACACACGUCCCUCUUCAUAGUCCAGAGUCACCCGGAUCCUCCUAGGAGCCUCAUUCAGGGACAGAUCAGAGUCAGGGAAGGUCAAGGCCCAGUACUUGCCUGCAGACUUCUCCACAGCCCAGAUCCCCUCCUCUGGCCUUAUGCAGAAGCGGCCCUUUCUCCUCACCUCACAGACUUCCUGGCAACCCCCACAUCCCAGCAUUCCCCACUUCCCACAUUGACUUCCCAUAAAUGUCUUCCUGCUGUGAAUCCCUCACGUCCCAACACACAAGGCCAGUACCGGUAGUGGAAUCUCUCAGGAUUGUUGGGCAGGACUUGCUUUUUGUCUCCCUUUCUCACGCUUCUCCGAUCCUUGGACAGGAUGAGCCAGGGAUAGGCUGUGUCUGGAUCCAGAGUGACAUCAAUAGGAGUAUAGCACUUAGAUCUAGGGAAGUAAUAGUACCACUGUAUUCUGCUCUGGUCAGACCUCACCUGGAGUACUGUGUCCAGUUCUGGGCACCACAGUUCAAGAAGGAUACUGACAAGCUGGAACGUGUCCAGAGGAGGGCAACCAAAAUGGUCAAAGGUCUGGAAACGAUGCCUUAUGAGGAACGGCUUAGGGAGCUGGGUAUGUUUAGCCUGGAGAAGAGAAGGUUAAGGGGUGAUAUGAUAGCCAUGUUCAAAUAUAUAAAAGGAUGUCAUAUAGAGGAGUGAAAGGUUGUUUUCUGCUGCUCCAGAGAAGCGGAC